GCUGAAUGCCCUCCGCAUUUCACCUCUGUAUUUGGGUACUCCGAGUCUUUGCCAACCCCAUCGACUCAGACUAGGAUGUUGUAGUUUCAGUCAGACGCCAAAGUUUGAAUCGACAACGCUGAUUACAGAUGAAAGCCCCAGCUGUAUGAAACGACACGCCCAAAGCAAGCCCAAACCUGAAGAAAUACACACUUCGUCCCUGCAGCUAUGGACCCACUGUCGGGAGCAGGCUUAGCAGGGACGGUGGUGCAAUUUGUUCAGUUCGCAGCAAACCUCUUCAACAUCGCCAAAGAAAUCCAUCGCUCGUCUACAGGGAUAUCAGAGGAAAUAGCAUCUUUGGAGGGCAUAUACAACAGGUUGGCGGCUCUAAGCCAGAACCUGCAGCAGUAUGCCGAUGCGAGCCACGGCAGCGAUGGCGCCCAGCCGGACAAUGCGGGCGAUACCGCGAUGGUGGCCCUGGCCAAGGAAUGCAGGAUCGACUGCAAUAGACUUCUCACUGUGCUGGAAAGAAUCAAUCAUGGGCAGGGAAACUUGCCCAAAUGGUGGAAGAGCUUCAGGUCAGCUCUGAAGGAGAUAUGGCAUAAAGACGAAAUCGAGGCACUGGAGGGUCGUAUCUCGAAGCAUCAGACUCAACUUAUCAUGCAUAUGUGCAUGGAUUCAAGUGAACGGCUGCGUCAUAUCAGAGCACAAAUGAAACACGAUGAUGUUAAACGCCACGAGAGCUUCUGGAACAGAGUCAAGACAAUGGAAAGCAACAUUGAGGGGAUCAAAAGCGCGCUUACUGCAGACACUGCAAAGCGCCAGCAGUCGAACCCGUCUCAAGAGCCCAGCCAUUCUUCUGGUAGUGACUCGGAGUCUCUCUGCCAAAAGACAUCGAAGCUAUCGCUGGAUGAUAUGGACAAGCUCCAAGUCAUUAAGAGGGUGUUUGCGGAUAGGUCCGAGCUUCGAAAACUAAUAUUACUGAGCGACACAUUCACCACGGGCGCGGCUGACGCUAUUUUGCAAACCAUCGACUAUGAAGAACGAACUGCCCGGCACGAAAGUAUACCGGACGCAUACACAGCCACCUUCCAAUGGGUAUUCGACAAGAAAGCCCAACAAGGCACUCAGCUUCUUGAGUGGCUGGAGAAAGGAGGCAAAGUAUUCUGGAUAACUGGGAAGCCUGGUGCAGGCAAGUCCACGUUCAUCAAAUUUGUGGCAGACAGUCCACGUACGAAGACUGCUCUGCGGAAAUGGGCUGGCAAAAGCAAGCCCAUCAUCGGUUGCCACUACUUCUGGAGCUCAGGGUCAUCGAUACAGAAGUCCCGUGACGGUCUUCUUCGGUCACUUUUGCAUGACAUAUUCUCCGAGGCCCCUGAACUUCUCCAGAAGACAUGCCCGAGGCGAUGGAAGAGAGCCUUAUCUACGAACUCCGCAGUGGGCCCUGCUUGGUCUUCUUCAGAGCUGAGCAGGACCAUCUUCGAAGUCGUUAAGAAGGCCGAAGCAGAUUUUAAUUUCUGCUUCUUCAUCGACGGCUUGGAUGAAGCUUGCCUGGAAGUGAACGACAAGGAUCUGUGUGACACCAUAGUCGACUUGUCAACCUCUCCUAACGUGAAGCUUUGCAUCUCAAGUCGGCCCUGGAACAGGUUCACCGAGUAUUUUGGAAGCCGACCAACAUUGAGCAUACAAGAGCUGACUCGUGAUGAUAUCCGAAAUUAUACCCAACAAGAGCUCAGCAGACACCCUAGGUGGGGAAGCCUUGACAACGAGCGUGGCACGAGAGACAGUAUGGUCACCGAAAUAGUACAAAGAGCCCAGGGCGUCUUCUUGUGGGUUGUACUAGUUGUCCGACAGCUUCGAGAGGGUCUGACGAAUUAUGAUACCUCGGCAGACUUAUGGAAAAGAUUGGACAGGAUCCCGGACAAACUGACAAAGUUUUUCCAGCUCAUCAUUCAAAGCGUAGAGCCGAUCUACAUGCAAAAAAUGGCAGAAACGUUGUUGAUUGCCGCCGCUGGUCAAGGCCCCCUUCAUUCCGCAAUCUACACCUUCCACGACCGGUGUGAUUCCAACCCAAAUUAUGCCGUCGAGGAGCAGCUCAUUCCUUGGAAUGACGAACAGCUUGAAAGCGAGAUCAGGCCAUUGUCGAUCAGGUUGAACUCGCGUUGCAAGGGACUACUUGAGGUGGAUGCCUUCGACAGGGUCAACUUUCUCCACCGCACAUUGAAAGACUUUCUACAAAUGGAGGGAAUGUACGGCGAACUUAAGAAGCAGGCCACCUCAGGAUUUGACGCGGAGCUGAGCAUCUUUCAAGCGUACAUAUGCUGGAUCAAGCAUGCGGCCUUCGUGUCCAUGGGAGGAAUCGCAUACUAUGGGCCCUCUAAGAGUCCUUUGGUUGAUACUCUGGAAACGGCACUUGGAUAUGCUGCAAGAUCAGACAGCCCUUGCGUUCUUGGCCUGAUCGAUGACCUGGACUGGGCGGUCCACAGGAUGUUCAAAACUGGGCAGGCGACGUUCGCUGGCACCGAGACGAUUCAGCAAACACAACAUCUGUUUCGAACCUGCAUCUUGAGGACUGGGCUCGACAGGUAUCCCGCCGAAACCUUUUAUCAAGCGCCCGGACACUCGAAGGAGGUACUUCCACUGGUCUCCGUCCUGAAGCUUGACGCACAAGUCGGGAACGAUUACGACGUAAGGUGGUCAGCACGCAGGGUCAAUCUGCUUCAGACCCUCUUGGAUCAUGGGAAUAACCCAAACGAGGCAUAUAUCGACCCAGAAUCUGGCCUUGAGACCACCCCGUGGUCCGAGUUCGCGAAGCGAUUGAUGCCAUGCCCGCAACUGGAGCUGGAUAGCCUGCCAGCUGACUACCCGCAGGGGCCGUUGAUGGAGGCAGUGAGCAGCGUCGUGUUAUCAAUGCUUCUGGACAAUGGAGCCGACCCAAAUGCCUUGGUCGAAGGCGAAGAGUCGCCUGAGCCCCUCCCAGUGUGGGCCAAGUUCUUCCUGGCCUGCUUCUUGACCCCAAGCCUCAUUCUGCACAGCGAUCGAUACCUCGAGGACCUGGAUAAGAUGGUGCACAAGGCAAACCUCGAAGUCAACACAGGUUUUCUCCAGCCACUGGGUCAGUGGUCAGUAGGAGAGCCGAUUGAAGUUGUUUGCCGAAGCCUUGGUGUCCCGGUACCGUUUCGAAGUGCUCUGUGGAACAUCCUGGGCUGCUUCCUGAAGAAAGACCCUGCCUUAACACCGACACGCACGCCCAAGAGUUACAGGGAGCUCCAAUUGUAUGCCAAGGUGACGAAGACAUUUCUGCGGCAUGACGAUCUCUCAAAAUUACCACUUCUUGACAUCCAGGAGGCAGUGACGCAAAGCAUGCCUAUGAGCCUCGUGCCAGACAUAUUGGAGGGUAUCAAUGCGUUCCUUGGGUCUUAUCCGCAAAUCAGGCCAGCGGCCAAGAGAAGGAGGAGGGCACUAGACGAAGAGGGUGACGAAGACAUGGCCUGCGGUCAGGGAAACAAGGCUCCUAGGCUCAGCUUCAUCUGCAACUCUGCCAGCGCGACGCCGGGCAGGCAUGUUGGAAGGACGUUUGGAGAGACAGUAAGGGCUUGAGCGGCGGAUGACAGACAGCACAUGGUGGUGUGCAGAAAUUGUAGCAGUAAAUUUGGAUAAUUGAGCAGUCUGACCAGAGAUAAAA
Molecule: messenger RNA, 3664 nt
Organism: Diaporthe batatas
Lineage: Eukaryota; Fungi; Ascomycota; Sordariomycetes; Diaporthales; Diaporthaceae
Exons: 2
Coding region: 208-3579 (1123 amino acids)
Source: RefSeq, a predicted model, not a curated record